Messenger RNA from Penicillium samsonianum, 1911 nucleotides. RefSeq lists its product as uncharacterized. The transcript has a single exon. Lineage: Eukaryota; Fungi; Ascomycota; Eurotiomycetes; Eurotiales; Aspergillaceae. The coding region runs from base 1 to 1911 and encodes 636 amino acids. The record is from RefSeq and is a predicted model, not a curated record.
AUGGACAAGCCGGGGGACGAGAACAUCGAAGAUGGCACACUACGAGUUGAGCACACACCCGACGGGAUAAUCAUUAGCGGCGAUACGUAUUUUAGGCCAUAUAUACUUGCUGACCCAAAUCCUGAGGGUGGUGGUCACCACCAUGUCCAAAAGAUUCAUUCUCCUCCUCCAAAGCCCGAGAACGGGAUUCUAAUUCAAGGAAUAAAGUGGUACAACGGUUACCGACGGAUCACAAAAAUUGACAUGGACUCAUCCGGAGAAAACUUGAAUCUCGAAUAUGAGCGGUGGUGGUUCAAGCGUGACAAAACAUGGCAGAAAUUACAGCCGUUCACAGUUGCAAUGAGGCGAGUACCUGCACCAAGUGGAUAUCCCUCACAGAGCAACUAUUUUGAGGGCGAUGUCAUAAAUCCAAGUCUCGGCCUAGCCAUUGGGCGGAUGGCAAUGGGCUGGGUGGCAGAGUCAUACCGCAAAGUGACAGUGGAGAUUGAUACCGUCUCUGGGCCCGAGCGACCCUUGAGCGACGGUGGUAACCAUGACUGGAGCACAGUUUUCUUUGAUAUAGGAUUCGAUCUGGAUCUCGUCCGGAGCGAUACUGCAGUCCCUCCACCUGGAGAUGACAGUUGGUCGGCAGCGGAGCUUCAUGCUGCUAUGCUGAUUUGGCGAGACAAAGUGGACCUUGACAAAGAAUGGCGUUAUUAUAUUCUAGCAGUCAAGCGUCUUGAUGCUCCGGCAUUAGGGUUGAUGUUCGACUACAGCUACAACAAUCAGAGCACGGAUACAAACAAGGUCCCAAGAGAAGGUGCCGCAGUUGGUGCGGACUGGGUUCUACCAGCAACAGGCGACAUAGACUGGGGCCAAGUGAAGGGACUUCCACUGGGCAAAGCGCUACCUGUCUAUUUUCGGACGGUUAUUCAUGAAACCGGUCAUGCCAUGGGGCUACUUCAUCCCAAAAUCCCACCGGAUAAUGGAUUCAUGACGGAAAGUCUGGUUAUUGCCAAAGCUGCCACUAAUGAUGUUCCCUUCCCAAAAAACAUCAAAUGGGCUUAUAGUGAUGAAGACUUGCGACGUUUACGGCACUGGCCCGAUAUCCAAAUUCGUCCUGGAGGAACUCCAUUUACUGAGGCGAUCGACUUCCCCUUGGAAGACAGAAAGGUUGAGAUCCAAGGUCUCAAUCUCAGUGUGGUGGCUUUUAUGACUGAAGUACCAAUUGGGGCUCCAGUUCGCAUCGAACUCAAGCUCGAGAACAAGGCCUGCACCCCUAUCCAGGUCCCUUCCUCCAUCAGCCUGAAUUCCCCCUUCGUUACUGGGUUCGCAACGGAAAUAGGCUCGGGGAAAUCAAAAACUUUCAGUCCCUUCUCGUUAUGCUCAGAAAGCACAUCUCCCUUUCAGUCUCUAAACCCCGGCUCCUCUAUAUUUUCCUCGCUCACACUGUUCGGCGGCCACGAAGGACCACUCUUUCCACUUUCGAGUCUCUACUCAGUCGCAUUCAAUAUUUCCUGGCCAUUAUGGACACCAAGAUCGGAAGCUCCUUCGAUUGCGUCCGUGUCUGGCACCAAUACUGUGUUUGUUACGCCCCCUCGUUCCGCCUCUCAUUCGAAAGCCGCCCAUAGACUAUUCGCAACAACAGACACGCACCUGGUUCUCGUGCUUGGAGGCGACUCCCCACACCUCGAAGAAGGCCGCAAAGCAAUUGACAUCGCGCUCCAAGAUAACGCUUUGCGGCCACACUGGGCUGUUAUCAAGGCCAAGAGGCUCGGAAGGCGUUUUAUGGAACGGAAACCGGACCUUCGGACGGCUCGUCAACUAGUAGCUGGAGGUAAUGUAGUUGCAACUCGACGUGAAAGACAAAAGCUAGAGAGCUUAGGCAUUUUAUUGGAUGAAGUCCAGAUUGGCGUGAAUGAAAGUGCCUAG